AAGGCUACAACUUUAUCAUUAAUUUAAUGGUGAAAUGUCACAUGCCCUCACGUGUCUGUUAACCUCCAUCCAAACUUGUCGUAUCACUUCACAUGUAUCAAUUUUAAUCCACAAACAGUUACUAGUUCCACGAGAAUGAGUUCCUCGGUUUCUCUCAACCCACCGCUGUCUGUGCCGAGCAUCCCACCCCCUCCUCCGCCACCGCCGCCUAAUAUUCUUGCAACUCCUCCUGAUCCUCCCAACCCAAUCGACCAACCCCGCGGAGAUACACCCCCACCUAAAUCGUUUCGUGACACCCUUAUUACUGGUAAUUCAUCUGUCACUCCGCCUCUGGUGACAUAUGAAGAGCUAGUUGCUGCAAAUCCUGAGUCUCCGAUGAUAGAUGAUGGAGCAGAACCGUCGCAAACAAAGGUCCCUAAAGUCAGGAUUCCCAAGUCUAUUUGGCAGCGGCUAUGUGCCCCAUGGAAGAACGCAGUAAUAAUCAAGCUUUUGGGAAAAUCCAUCAAUUUCCAUGUUCUCCAUUCCAGAUUACUCAAAGAAUGGCGAACGGAGCAUGAGUUUGAGGUCAUUGAUGUGGGUAUGGGCUACUUUAUAGUGCGUUUUGUUACACCAGAAGAUUGCUCUCGGGUUUUGACAGGAGGUCCUUAUAAAUUCUUUGAUCAUUACUUGGCUGUGCAGCCAUGGGAGCCAAGUUUUCACCCAGCUACAGCAAAAGCCCCCAAAACUGCUGUGUGGGUUAAGUUUCAUGGUGUGCCCAGUAUGUGCUAUCAGGAGGCCAUUGUGCUAUAUCUUGCUAGUAAACUCGGCAAGCCAAUUAAGGUGGACAGCGUCACUCUGUUAGGGACCAGAGAGAAGUUUGCUCGUGUCUGCGUUGAGGUGGAUCUCAGUCAAAAAUUGCCAUCCUCAGUGGACUUAGAUUUGGAGGAUUUGCCUCAAAUUCUCAUUCCAGUUGAAUAUGAAAGUCUACAUAAGAUCUGCUUCCACUGUGGUGAGUUUGGGCACACGGAGGACUCCUGCCGUUACAAGAAUCCUGAGAAGUCAACAAUUGUGGGAAACCCAAGCACUCGAGCCAUGACAGAGCUCACUCAAGCUUUAAAGCCAGAAAUGGUGGAGAAUAAUAUGGUUUUUGGCCCAUGGAUGGUGCAGCAGCGUAAGUCACGGCGACGAAGUCAGGCUAAUUUCAGCCAUUCUCAGGCUACUAACAAAAGCCACAUUCGAUCACCGGAGGUCCCAGCCGUUACGGAAGCAGGAAUCUCGGCAAAAACUGUGGCAGUUACUAAACGUGAUAGGCGUUAUGGGGAUUCUAAUUCGCAGCAAAACCGGUUUGAGGUAUUUGCAGAGGUGAUGGAUAAGGAAACGGAUCUUUUACAUGCCCUUAAUGGUCCGCAUGUUUUGGCAGGAGAAUCUUCGAAAGUAAAUGAGGUCGUGGCGCCCAUGGACGCAGCUCCCACCCCUAUUCUUGAGACACGUAAAACUACACAAACCCAAAAUGGUUCCCAUCAGACAGUGGGACCAACUCCUCCUCCAGCUCCGUCAACGAUGUUUGUCAAGCCCAACGCCAAACCUUCCAAGAGGAAGGGUAAGACUUUAGGCCCAAUACCUAAGGACACCAAAAUCUCCACUCCCAAACCUUAUGAAUUGCCUCCUGCACUCAAGAAACAUCUACCUCACACGACACAGAUGCUGCCUUCAAUCCAAUCAAUCGUACAAAGCUCGUCAGGGGAUUCUGUCUCCUUGGUCGCUCAUCCAUCCAUGUCUUCACCACUUAUGCCAUAUCACUUCUCCAUUGGAGUCCUCUCUCUCGCCGCAGCAUGUCGGUCAAGUGCACAUUCUGGCUGUUUCUCCAACCACGGCCGUCCCAUCCUCAACCUUUUCCCAAUGAAAGUUGUCACUUGGAAUAGCAGAGGGGUCAAGAAUGGCCCUUUUCGAAGAGAAUGUAAAGAGCUCAUUAAGAUGCAGCGUCCUGAUAUAAUUUGUUUUCUUGAGACUAAAGCGGAUUCAUCGACAACUGCUCUAAAUUUCAUGAGGCGUUUUGGUUUUGAUAGGGACCAUCAGGUUUUCUCACAAGGCAUGGCUGGUGGUAUUUGGUUAUUCUGGCGCUCAUCUACAGUGUGCUUGGAUGUUUUACAUAGUUCUUCCCAACUUAUUCAUUGUGUUGUCUCUCAACAGCAAGUAACUUGUUUGCUUACUUUUGUCUAUGUUCAGCCUCAUGUUUCUCAAAAAGACAUAUUCUGGUGUCAGUUAAGGGAGAUCGCCUCACAAAUUACCGAAAAUUGGAUAGUGAUGGGUGACUUCAAUGAUAUUCUAUCAGUUGACGAAGCUUCUCCUUGUGCAAUAAGGAGCUUUGCUCAUACCCAACGCUUUCGAGACAGAGUUUCAAGUUGUGGCUUACACUCCACUGAUUCACUGGGUUGCAGGUUCACUUGGGUUCGUAAACAACACGGUAGAGUACUAUUGCGGGAAAGGUUGGAUAGAGCACUUUUCAACCUUUUAGCCCUUGAAUCUUUUGCGGAUGCUAAGGUGAUUAAUCUCCCACGGCUAUGCAGCGACCAUCAUCCAGUCCUACUUUGCUUGGAUUCUCCCCCCUUAUUAUGUAAGGCAUCUAAACCCUUACGUUUUGAAGCUGCUUGGUUAACCCAUGAUGAUUUUGGUCAGGUUUUUAUAAAUGCUUGGGCUGCACAUGGAUCCUCAAUUGUAAAUGCCAUAAAUUCUGUGCAAAAGAAAUGUUUGAAAUGGAACAAGGAGGUGUUUGGUGAUCUCUUUCGCAGGAAAAGGCAUUUAAAGGGCCGUCUGGUGGGUAUCCAGAAUUCUAUUCAUUAUCCUUCUUCUAGAUUCUUGCAGAAUCUGGAGUAUGAGUUAUUAACAGAGUAUCAUCGUGUUCUUCAUUCGGAAGAGUUGUUUUGGUGUCAAAAGUCACGUGUGGAAUGGAUUGCUUCAGGUGACAGAAACACUAGCUUCUAUCAUGCAACCACUGUAAUUCGGAGGAGUCGAAAUAGAAUUUCGGCCUUGAAAAUUGACGGAAGCUGGGUACAAGAUCCUUCUAUUUUACAACAACACAUUCGAGAUUUCUUUGUAGAGGUUUUCUCGAGGAAGCCUACUCAGUCUUCUCAUUUGGAUUAUUCUGCUUUUCAACCAAGGCUAUCCGAUGAGGAGAGUGCUGCUCUUUUAUUGCCUGUGUCCCUAGAUGAAGUUCGAUCUGCACUCUUCUCUAUGAAAGCCCUUAAAAGCCCGGGUCCCGAUGGUAUUCAGCCUAUCUUUUACCAAAAGCAUUGGGAGGUAGUUUCUGAUACUUUGCUGACUUUCAUCAAUCGUUCUCUCUUAGAUGGCUACUUUGAACUUUCGUUGCUUCGGGCUUACAUAGUUCUCAUACCGAAGGGUGAAAAUGCUGAUGUUAUUCAAAAAUUUCGUCUUAUUUGUUUAUUGAAUGUGGCUUAUAAGGUGCUUGCCAAGGUUAUUGUGAACAGAUUAAGGCCCUUAUUACAACACUUAAUUGGGCCUUUUCAAAGUAGUUUUCUUCCAGGAAGAAGCACUGCAGAUAAUAUCCUCCUCACUCAGGAAGCUGUCCAUUCAAUGUGUAGGUCAAGAGGUAAAAAGGGUGCUCUUGCAUUCAAAAUUGAUCUUCAUAAGGCCUUUGAUAGUGUUGAUUGGGAUUUUCUUCGUUUAGUUCUGGAAGAUUUUAAUUUUCCAACUCCCCUCAUCCGAUUGAUUAUGUUCUCAGUAUGCUCUUUGCAACUAAGUGUUCUCUGGAAUGGGGAAGAGUUACCUCCCUUUCAACCACAGCGAGGAUUACGCCAAGGUGACCCUCUAUCCCCCUAUCUUUUUAUUAUGGUUAUGGAGAAGCUCUCUCACAUAAUUCAAAGCCGUGUGCAAUCCCGGAUAUGGCGACCAUUCAAAAUCUCUAGAGGAGGAUUAGAGCUUUCACAUCUCUUUUUUGCCGAUGAUCUCAUGCUUUUUUGUACAGCAACUCAAAAUCAAGUGGAAGUGGUCAUGGACUGUAUAAGAGAAUUCUCAAUGGAAUCUGGGUUAGACAUUAAUUUAGCUAAAUCUAAGCUUUAUGUCUCGCAGAAUGUACAAAGGCAUGUAGCAACGUCUCUCAGUAAUGGUUGUGGAAUUCCUUUAACAAGUGAUCUGGGAAUGUACUUGGGAGUUCGCAUUUUACAUGGAAGGCAAACAAAAGAUACUUAUAAGCACUUACUCGAGAAAAUCCAAGUAAAGCUAUCCAGCUGGAAACAGAAAAUGUUGAGCAUGGCAGGGAGAAGGGUUCUGGUUCAAUCAGUUACUUCUGCAAUACCUACAUACACAAUGCAGUCAAUGCUUCUUCCAGAUUAUGUUUGUGCAGCUAUUGAUCGAUUGAAUAGGAACUUUCUUUGGGGAACUCAAGGGGGUCUUGGGAUACGUUCGGCUAAGGAUAAUAAUCGGGCUUUAAUAGCAAAGCUCGGUUGGCAAUUGCUAUCUAACCCAGAGAAGCCAUGGUGCAGGGCUUUCAUUCAAAAAUACCUUCAGCGUGGAAGUUUUAUGUCCUGCAACAUCACCUCAACUUCCUCUGUUACGUGGAAGAGUAUUUUACGGUGUAGAGAUGUCUUACGGCUAGGCCUUCGGUGGAGAAUUGGCACUGGGGAAAAGAUCAGAUUCUGGCAGGAUGCUUGGGUCAGCGACCGGCCUUUGUUGGAUGCUGCUUUACUUCCAGUGCUCGAAGACCAGAUUGAUAUUCCUGUUUCUCAUGUAAUUAAGCAAGAUAGGACUUGGGAUUUUCAGGUACUGCAGCAACUUCUCCCAGAGUUGGUGGUUGAACAAAUCUCGGCUCUGCCAUUACCAUCUUUCGGACAUCAAGAGGAUGGAAUGUACUGGGCGGGCUCACAUACUGGAGUUUUUUCAGUAAAAACUGCCUUCCACUUGUUGCAAAAUCAGUCCAUUAAUAUCCAUACCCACUCACGGAAUUGGAGUUGGAUUUGGAAAUUGCAUUGUGUUGAGAAGAUAAAAAUGUUUAUGUGGCUUUUGUGGAGAGGAAGAUUAUUCACAAAUUCCCUUAGAUUCGAACGGCAUUUUGCAUCUUCACCCAUGUGUCCAAGAUGCGAACAAGAUCAGGAGACUCCAUUGCAUCUACUAAGAGAUUGCUAUUAUUCCCGGCUGGUAUGGGAAUCUACACCUUUGCCAGCAAACUUCUUUAACUUGGACUUAGAUGGCUGGCUUUACCAAAAUGCAACUUCCACUUCUUCAAUUGGAGAGUCUCGUCAGCUGUGGUCCACGUUGUUCCUAGCCCUCCUCUGGUACAUUUGGAAGAGUAGAAAUGCUUUGAUCUUUGAAGACAAGCGGCUUCCACCCCAAAUUGUGCUUCAACAGGCGACUUCCUUAGCUAUGAACACCAGAUUAGCACUGGCUACACAGAUUUCAAGCUGUCCUCGAGUCUCUCGUUGGGUACGAUGGUACCCUCCCGAUCUUCCUUUCUUUAAGCUAAAUACAGAUGGAGCCAUGAAUCAUGCUACAACGAAAGCGAGUGCUGGGGGAUUGAUUCGUGAUCAUGAAGGUCGUUGGGUCCAUGGUUUCUCUUUGAGCAUUGGGCAUCAAUCCAGUUUUAUGGCAGAGCUCUGGGGGUGCAGAGAGGGUUUGCGGAUGGCAUCUGAUCUCGAAAUCACCCAUUUGAUCCUGGAAAUGGAUUCGCUUCUAGUGGUUCACAUGCUGCAGGCAAAGAAAGGGGUGGAAGGCUUAGCUUGGACCCUAUUUUCUGACAUUCUCCAUCUUCUAAGAACGUUUUCUGAGUACCAAGUGCAGCAUACUUUUAGGGAGGGUAACUUUGCAGCAGAUUAUAUGGCUGCUAUUGGCCAAAACCUCUCUCAUGGUGUCACUAUGUUUCCAGAGCCUCCGGUCGGAAUUGCCAGCAUUCUUAAUAGGGAUGCCGUAGGGACGUUGUUCCCUCGGUCUUAGUUUUUCUGCUUUGUUUUAUCAACUCUUAUGUACCAAAAAAAAAAAAAUUUAAUCCACAUAAGUAUGCCACCUCAUCACGUUAAUAACUUAUUUAUUAUGUU
Molecule: messenger RNA, 6023 nt
Organism: Rubroshorea leprosula
Lineage: Eukaryota; Viridiplantae; Streptophyta; Magnoliopsida; Malvales; Dipterocarpaceae
Source: the annotation of a GenBank genome assembly